This is a messenger RNA of Puma concolor (puma), 2235 nucleotides long. Lineage: Eukaryota; Metazoa; Chordata; Mammalia; Carnivora; Felidae. The record is from RefSeq and is a predicted model, not a curated record.
AUGCAGAAGGAAAUGAAGAUGAUCAAAGAUGAGGAUGUGCAUUUCAAUCUGGGUGUGAAGAGAGCCCCCUCCUUUCCCCACUGCCUGCAGCCAGUGGUUUCCCGAGGGAAGGCUCCCCAAAGACACCCCUUCCCAGAAGCUCUCCGGGGGCCUUUUUCCCAAUUUCGAUAUGAACCUCCUCCAGGACACCUAGAUGGAUUCCCGGGGGUCUUUGAAGGAGGAGGGUCUCGAAAACGGAAGAGCAUGCCCACCAAGAUGCCCUACAGCCACCCUGCGGAAGAGGCCCCUCUCGCCCUCCACUCCGAGGAGAGCAAAAACCACGGCCCUCCGAACCUCUCCCUGCUCUUCCCGCAGCCCCCGCGCCCCAAGUAUGACUCGCAAAUGAUCGACCUGUGCAACGUGGGCUUCCAGUUCUACCGCACCCUGGAACACUUGGGGGGCAAGCCGGUCAAGCAGGAGCCCGUGAAGCCCAGCGCCGUGUGGCCCCAGCCGACGCCCCCUCCGUUUCUGCCCGCGCCCUACCCCUACUACCCCAAGGUCCCCCCGGGCCUCAUGUUCCCCUUCUUCAUGCCCUCGGCCUCCCCCUUCCCCUUCAGCCGGCACACCUUCCUGCCCAAGCAGCCCCCGGAAGCGCUGCUGCCGCGCAAGGCCGAGCCUCAGGAGAGCGAGGAGGCCAAGCAGAAGGUGGAGCGGGUGGACGUGAACGUGCGCAUCGACGACAGUUACUACGUGGACGUGGGCGGGGCGCAGAAGCGCUGGCAGUGCCCCACCUGCGAGAAGUCCUACACCUCCAAGUACAACCUGGUGACCCACAUCCUGGGCCACAGCGGGAUCAAGCCGCACGCGUGCACCCGCUGCGGGAAGCUCUUCAAGCAGCUCAGCCACCUGCACACCCACAUGCUCACCCACCAGGGCACACGGCCCCACAAGUGCCAGGUGUGCCACAAGGCCUUCACGCAGACCAGCCACCUGAAGCGCCACAUGAUGCAGCACAGCGAGGUGAAGCCGCACAACUGCCGCGUGUGCGGCCGGGGCUUUGCCUACCCCAGCGAGCUCAAGGCCCACGAGGCCAAGCACGCCAGCGGGCGCGAGAACAUCUGUGUGGAGUGCGGCCUCGACUUCCCCACCUUGGCCCAGCUCAAGAGGCACCUCACCACUCACCGGGGCCCCAUCCAGUACAGCUGCUCCGAGUGCGACAAGACCUUCCAGUACCCGAGCCAGCUGCAGAACCACAUGAUGAAGCACAAGGACAUCCGGCCCUACAUCUGCUCCGAGUGCGGCAUGGAGUUCGUGCAGCCCCACCACCUCAAGCAGCACUCCCUCACCCACAAGGGUGUGAAGGAACACAAAUGUGGGAUUUGCGGGCGGGAGUUCACUCUGUUGGCCAACAUGAAGAGACACGUGCUGAUUCAUACCAACAUCCGCGCCUACCAGUGUCACCUGUGCUACAAGAGUUUUGUGCAGAAACAGACCCUCAAGGCACACAUGAUCGUUCAUUCUGACGUGAAGCCUUUCAAAUGCAAGCUGUGUGGGAAGGAAUUCAACCGGAUGCACAACCUAAUGGGCCACAUGCACCUGCACUCCGACAGCAAACCCUUCAAGUGUCUCUACUGCCCAAGCAAAUUCACCCUAAAGGGGAACCUGACACGCCACAUGAAAGUCAAGCAUGGAGUCAUGGAGCGGGGCCUCCAUUCUCAAGGUUUUGGAAGGGGGCGAAUCGCCCUGGCGCAGACAGCAGGAGUGCUGAGGGGUCUGGAGCAGGAAGAGCCCUUUGACCUUUCCCAGAAGCGUGGAGUGAAGGGGCCGGCAUUCCAGUCAGAUGGGGAGAGUGCCCGGGGCAGCUCCUGCCAUGAGGAAGAGGAGGAGGACAAUAGCUAUGAAGUGGGUGGAGACAGCCCCAGCCUGGACCCCCAACCCAGGCAGCCCUGCACCCCCCAGGAUCUCACCACCCAGCCCGAGCAGGCUCCCAGGGUGCUUGAGGACACCUGUGAGGAGGAAAAGGAGGACAAGCCAAACAGAGAGCACCAGGAGAGGAGCAAGGACAGCCUGGGGGCAGAGGGCAGCCUGGAGAGAGAAUCUGCCCACAAGGAAGAGUGUCUCCGUCUCAGGGCUCUGCAGAGUGCUCGGAGGGGCCCCUCCUUUUCUGAUUACCUGUACUUCAAGCACAGAGAUGAGAGUUUAAAGGAAUUACUGGAGAGGAAAAUGGAAAAACAAGCAGUGCUUUUAGGUAUCUAA